GUUUGUUCAAGUACUUAUACACACACUCUCACGCUGGCUUAUCCGCUGACUUGGACUACAUUGAACAUCUCAAGAUUGGUACGGAGACGGUCACUUCAAGUGCUUUAGGCGUUCGACUUGAGGCUGUGCCUUGUUCGUAUAUAAGAACACCAGCCUUCGUAUUUUCGAGCAAGCACAAAGUCACUAUAUUGCCUACCAUCUCCUUUGUAUCAACAUGCCCUCCCCUCAGCCUCUUCGCGUCGCCGUCUUUUCUUGCGGUCCUGUCGAAGGAAGGAUGAAAACAGAGCUCGGAUUCACCGCUGGUGCCGAAGGCACCCGGGAGAUCUUCCACAAGUUCCUCAUUGAGAACCCCCGGGUCGCCAACCCGUUGGAUCCUAACCAGAAGAUAUUCAACCCAGAGCUCGCCGUGAUCGCCAACGGCUUGCAGACCAUAGUCUAUGAUGUCUUGGGCGACGGCGAGCCUGUCCCGACCGAUGCCCCCAUCUUCGACGAAAAUGACCCUCGUCUUCCUUCUGAAGAUGCACUUGACACAAUCGACGCGAUCUUUGUGUCUGGGUCGGGCACAAGUGUUCGCUACGUAGAGGACCCGAUAAAGAGGGGUCAGUGGGAGGGUAAAAUCAGGAGGGUACAAAGGUACCUCCGCUUUGUCAUUGACAACCAUCCACGCAUCAAGGUGGUCGGCAUUUGCUUCGGGCACCAGAUCCUUUCAUUCGCCAGCGGACAUGCGGUCGACAGGAAUCCCAAGGGUUGGGAGGUUGGCCCCAAGAACGUUACUAUGACUGAUCUUGGGAAGAGUGUCUUCCAGAAGGGCGUCUUGGUCAUUCAACAGCUCCACCAAGACCAUGUCCUCCUGAAUGUCGAGGUCGGUGGGAUUGGUGACAGCGGUAGCGGAGGAUACGGGGCCACACCGCGCUCAGGUAGUACGCGAUCGAGUGACGAGGUUGUCAUCGACAGGGAUAUUACCCCACUCGACGGUCUUAGCCGCUGGGGCCAGUCCGACCUCACUUGGAACCAGGGAAUGAUCAAAAUCCCGGAGGACGUGGUGGAUGACCUCGAUGAUCCCAAGCUCCAUCUUGAGGCGCUGGAGAAAGUUCACAUCUUCACUUCGCAGGGCCAUCCUGAGCUCGACAGAGACAUGAUCAGAGUUCUAAUCGAGGACGAGAUGGAACCGUAUGUUUCGGGAGGCAUUCCAGCGGAUCGUGCGCUGGCUGCUUUGGCGAGGAACGAAGAUAAGAACAUUGAGAUCAAUGUUGACGAUCUCGCGAUAGUCUGUUGGCAGAUGCUGAAAGGUGCUUGGGAUGCGAAGAACGCGGCAUAAAAAGUUGGAGGUAUGCAUCGAUGGCAUACUGUGUGUAUGAUAAUAGGCCCGAGUGGCGAAGGAGGAAUGCUCUAUGUACUUUUACUCGAACGAGGC
This is a messenger RNA of Coniophora puteana RWD-64-598 SS2, 1414 nucleotides long. RefSeq lists its product as uncharacterized. The transcript is spliced from 4 exons. Bases 215 to 1318 code for a protein of 367 amino acids. The record is from RefSeq and is a predicted model, not a curated record. Gene Ontology annotation, cellular component: nucleus; cytosol. NCBI's taxonomy places the organism in Eukaryota, Fungi, Basidiomycota, Agaricomycetes, Boletales, Coniophoraceae.